UCAGAUGUCUAGCAAACGAAGUAAAGAAAGCAAGCACUCCACUCACUCGAAGUGACUUUUUUCACAUUAAAUUUAAAUUUACGGACGGAAACGCAAGCAAACAAAGCGCUGAAAUAACCCGCGAAUCAUCCGCAGUAGAAACGCCAGCGAAGACGAGGACGCCAAUCAUAGCAGCCAACAAAAAUAUAGAAAAAUGAUUAAACUCUUUACGCUGAAGCAACAAAAGAAAGACGGCGAACAAAAAGGGAGCGGUGGCCAGCAGAAGAAAGCAUCGGCUGCCCAACUGCGCAUACAAAAAGAUAUUAGCGAAAUGAACCUGCCCAAGACUUGCGUGACUGAAUUUCCCGAUGCCGAUGACUUGCUCAACUUCAAAUUGAUCAUUUCGCCCGACGAAGGGUUCUACAGAGAUGGGCGCUUUGUGUUCAACUUCCGCGUGGGAUCCAACUACCCGCACGAGCCCCCAAAAGUGAAAUGUGCAACGCAGGUCUACCAUCCGAACAUUGAUCUCGAGGGCAAUGUGUGUUUGAAUAUAUUGCGCGAAGACUGGAACCCAGUGCUGACCAUUAACUCGAUAGUCUAUGGCUUGCAGUUUCUUUUUUUGGAACCCAAUCCUGAGGAUCCACUUAACAAGGAGGCCGCCGAUGUCCUGCAGAGCAAUCGUCGCCAGUUCGAGUACAAUGUGAAGAAGGCGAUGCGCGGCGGUUGUGUGGGCGAGACCUACUUCGAGUGCUGUCUCCUCAAGUGAUAUAGGAAAUCAAACAGUCUUUUUAAUUUAAACCUGCCUCCGCAUUAGGAAGGAUGAUGUUCAUCAUGAAGACGAACAGCAGAGCAAAUGAAUGGCAGCGGACAACAGAAUCAACCAAUUAUUGUAAUAAAAGAAAGAAAAACCACUGCGUACACGAAGAAGAAAACAACAGUCGAUUCGA
Molecule: messenger RNA, 926 nt
Organism: Drosophila persimilis
Lineage: Eukaryota; Metazoa; Arthropoda; Insecta; Diptera; Drosophilidae
Gene: UbcE2M
Product: nedd8-conjugating enzyme Ubc12
Exons: 4
Coding region: 194-745 (183 amino acids)
Source: RefSeq, a predicted model, not a curated record